Molecule: messenger RNA, 1797 nt
Organism: Plasmodium reichenowi
Lineage: Eukaryota; Apicomplexa; Aconoidasida; Haemosporida; Plasmodiidae
Product: S-adenosyl-L-methionine-dependent methyltransferase, putative
Exons: 2
Coding region: 1-1797 (598 amino acids)
Biological process (GO): rRNA base methylation
Cellular component (GO): nucleolus
Molecular function (GO): methyltransferase activity
Source: RefSeq, a predicted model, not a curated record
AUGUCAUUCAUAUAUAGAAAGGCCGCAUCUAUGUUAUCCAAGUGUUGCCAAGGGAAAGGUAUAAAAGAAAUUUUAUAUGAAAAAGAUGAUCCGUCCAAAAAAAAGCUACAUUACCUGCUGUACAAAACCCUAGAAGAUUUGAACAUACUAAAUGAAAUAUAUAAUAUGUUUUUAAAGAAGGUAUGUAAGAAUAAAUACUUAGGGCUAAUACUCCUAAGCGUGUUAGUGCACAGAAAAAAAAUCGACGGCGGAGGACUUAUAAAAAGAGAAAUAAAAAAGAAGGAAAAGGAUAUUAUGAAAUACUACGAAGAAAAUAAAGAUCGUUUUAAUCAUGAUGAAAAAUUAAAAGAAGGAAUUAUAAAGAAAUAUUUUAUUAUAUAUGAUGAAAAAUAUGAAGAUGAAAAUCUCUAUAAAGAUAAUUCAAAAUGUAUUGAGAAUAUGGAAAGUAUAAGAAAUAUCGAAAACAAGUGUACAUUAUUUAAUAACGAUCUUAGUAAUAAUAAUAAAUGUGAACAUAUUAUAAAUGAACUUAUGAAAAAAAAUAUACCUAUUGAAAUGGAUGAAGAUGUAGAAUUUUUGUACAAAAUUAAUAACAAAGAUGUAUAUAAACUUAUAAAUCAUUAUAAUAUAUAUAAAGAGAAUAAAAUACGCAUAAUAGAUAAAACAUCAUGUUUAGUUGUGCAAGCAGCAAAUAUAAAAAAGGGUAUGAUUAUAGUUGAUGUUUGUUCUUCUCCAGGAAGUAAAGCCAUUUUUUCUUUAACUCUUUUAAAGAAAAAAGGAUACUUGAUAUGUAUCGAAAAGGAUAGAAAAAGAUGUUAUACUUUAUUAAAAGAACUUUUAAAAAAUAAAGAAUAUGUGGGGAUAUAUAUGGAUGAAAGCUUUGAUGAUACUCAAAAGAUAACACUCAAUAAGAAAACUUUUUUUCAUAAUGAAAAAAAAAAUACAAAACAAAAUACAAAACAAAAUAAAUCAAAAAGUGUAUAUAAAAACAUGGAUAAUAAUUCCAAGAUGGGUGUACAAAAAAAUGUAUAUUAUAUACAACACAUAAAUAAAGAAUUGUUUAUAAAAAUAUAUAAUUGUGAUUUUUUUAAUUUAACACCUCAAGAUUUUUCAACAUUCCCAAAUAUCGAUGUUGUAUUUAUUGAUCCUUCAUGUUCUUCUAGUGGUAUGCCAGAUUUUAUAUACAAAAAUAAUAUGGCCAAUAUAUGUCUCCACCCUUAUAAAGAUGAUCAGAAAAAUAAAAAUGUGAUAAAUAAAUAUAAGAGCAAAGCUAGUUGUAAUAAUAAUAAUAAUAAUAAUAAUAAUAAAUAUAUAUUAUUACAAUCUGAUAGUCAUAAAAACAUUCCAUAUAAUAAACAAGACAACAUUACAUCUCAUAAUAACAAAUUAGAUGAACAUAAAAAUUAUUCUAUUAGUGAUGAUGUUUUAAAAGGUAACAUCCCCAAGGUCCCUACUUGUUUUAUUAAUAAAGUGAACAAAUUAUCAGAAUUUCAAAAAAAUAUAUUAACGCAUGCAAUAAAUAUUUUUAAAACAGCUAAAAUUUUUAUUUAUUCAACCUGCUCAUUUUUUGAAGAAGAAAAUGAACAAGUCAUACAAUAUGUUCUAGAAAAGUAUCCUAAUAUUCAUUUAUUAAAUGCUGGUAAAGAUAAAUUCCUUUUUACCAAUGGAAAAUAUGUUUUUUCAAAUAAAUGUGUGCGAACCUUUCCAUUAAUUCAUUCAUGUAGGGGGAUAUUUAUUUCGAAGAUGAGUAUAGGUCCCAAAGUACAGAACCAUAUAAAUAAAGAGACACAAAUGUAA